AUGAUGUUCACCACAAACUGUGUGGAAAAGCCGAUCCGAUCUUGUCUGGAACGACUUGGAAGGUUUGUAGGACAGCAUCCUGGGUGGUUCAUCAUCAUCCCGCUUUUUCUUUCUGUGACUUUCGGCGUCGGAUUUUACUUUCUCGAGGACAGAAAGUCUAACGACAUCGUGGUGCAGUUCACACCGCGUGACGGCCAUGCGAAGAUCGAGAAGCAAUUCUUCGAGACCUAUUUCAGACCCGGCAAAGAUGAAGAAGAGGAGGAUGAUGACGACGAGGAUGACUAUGACUUGUUCUCCACUCUCAGGUUGACCACCGAUGGCUCAUAUGCGUCUGUAAUCUUCACAUCUGAAAUGAACGCCAUCAGUGCGGAUGCACUUGAAGAAAUCCUACACGUGGACACCCAGGUUAAAACGAUGACCGCGCGGUUUGGAGGUGAAGAAUUUUCCUACACUGAUGUCUGUGCUGGAGGGAAAAACUCCUGUCAUGAUAACACACUCCUCAAGCUUCUGGACUACAAUGCCAGUCGCAUCGAGGUGCUUAACCUGAUGUUUCCGGUGCACCGGGACUCCAGAUUGGGUCCGGUCCAUCUGGGACAUUUAAUCGGACGAGUGGGGGUGGAUGAGAAUGGAACGGUUCAGCGUGCCAAAGCAGUGAGACUCUUUUACUACCUGCGACAGGUGAACAGCUCACUGGAGGACGCUUGGCUGAAUGAAUUUGUGAGUUUGUUGAGUAAUAAAACCACGUCCGUCACUCAGGUGUCUUAUUUCACGUCCAUAUCGAGACAGCAGGAAUUUGAGAAGAGCACCGAGUCCGUCACACAGCUUUUCUCCAUCACCUACUGCAUCGCCAUCCUGUUCUCAGUUCUCUCCUGUAUCAGGCUGGACAGUGUGAGGAAUAAAGUGUGGGUGGCGUUUCUCGGCGUCGUCUCAACAGGGUUAGCCGUGCUCUCCAGCUUCGGAUUACUGUUACUCCUGGAUGUCCCGUUCGUCAUAACCGUGGCAUCAUCUCCGUUCCUGGUGCUUGGGAUCGGCAUGGACGACAUGUUCAUCAUGAUCUCCUGCUGGCAGCAGACUGCGGUCCAGGACGGCGUACCGGAGCGCCUGGCUGCCACCUACAGAGAGGCUGCCAUCUCCAUCACCAUCACCACCCUGACAGACGUGCUGGCUUUUUAUCUGAGUUACGGCAACCCCUUCCCAUCGGUCCAGUCCUUCUGCCUGUACGCGGGCUCGGCUAUCCUGUUCUGCUACCUUUACAAUAUCAGCUUCUUCGGCGCGUGUCUGGCGCUGAACGGCGAGCGUGAGGAAAGUAACCGACACUGGUGGACGUGCAUGAAGGUUCCUGAGGAACGUCCGGCCGGAGCGUCGAAAGGUUACGUCGUGUGUUGUGUCGGAGGAGCCUACGACGGUGAAACCGGCACCGAGAAGGAACAUUGGAUGACCAUGUUCUUCAGGAAAUUCUACGGACCAGUUCUGACCUCAGGUCUGACCAAAGCGCUGGUCGUCAGUCUUUACCUCGGCUACGUUUCCGUCAGCGUCUACGGAUGCACCACGAUGAAGGAAGGAAUCGACCUGAAGAAUCUGGCGGUCGAUCAGUCGUACGUCGUUAAAUACUACGAAGACGAGCACACGUUCUUCGGGGAAUACGGUCCGAACGUUAUGUUAGCGCUAAACGGUACGUUUCAGUACUGGAAUCGAAGUGAACGAGCUCAGCUCGAAUCCUGUAUCAGAGAAUUCCAGGAUCUUCCUUUCGUCGGCGGCUUGACGACGUCGUGGCUUCAUUCUUUUGAGCGUUACGCUCGCGGGAAUGACCUGGACGUCAGCUCAGAGGUCGAUUUCAUGGAGCAUCUCUACGUUUUCCUUCACCGCAAUCCAGUUUUUAGUUUGGAUGUCAGCUUGGCCAACGAUACCCUCCUCGCUUCACGUUUAUUUCUCCAAACCGUCAACGUAUCCUCUGAGAAGACGAUGCUAGAGUCGUUAAGGAAAACCGCCCAAAGCUGCCCGCUCCCCCUUGUGGUGUACCAUCCGGCAUUUAUUUAUUACGACCAGUAUACCAUCAUAACAAGCAACACUAUUCAGACUGUCAGCAUAGCGACUGGAGUUAUGCUAAUCGUCGCUCUCAUUCUCAUCCCGAGCCCGGUCUGUGCCCUGUGGGUCACGUUCGCCAUCGCAUCAGUCAUCGUAGGAGUCGCGGGCUUCAUGGCGCUACUGGGUAUCGACCUGGACUCCAUUUCCAUGAUCAACCUGGUCAUCAGCAUCGGCUUCUCCGUGGAUUUCUCAGCGCACAUCUCAUACGCGUUCGUCUCCAGCGGUAAGCCUAGUGCUAACGAGAAGGCAGUGGAUGCCCUGGCACAUCUGGGGUAUCCCAUACUCCAAGGGGCACUUUCUACCAUCCUGGGGGUGGUGGUGCUCUCAGCGUCAGUAAGCUACAUCUUCAGGACCUUUUUCACCAUCAUGUUUCUGGUCAUCUCGUUCGGGCUGCUGCACGGGGUCGUGUUUAUCCCCGUGUUCUUAACCCUCACUGGAUUUUGUACUAAGUGA
Trichomycterus rosablanca is the source of this 2538-nucleotide messenger RNA. RefSeq names its product patched domain-containing protein 3 (gene ptchd3b). Gene Ontology annotation, cellular component: membrane. The record is from RefSeq and is a predicted model, not a curated record. The transcript has 4 exons. The coding region runs from base 1 to 2538 and encodes 845 amino acids. Lineage: Eukaryota; Metazoa; Chordata; Actinopteri; Siluriformes; Trichomycteridae.